Messenger RNA from Ogataea philodendri, 2022 nucleotides. RefSeq lists its product as uncharacterized. Gene Ontology annotation, cellular component: mannan polymerase complex. The record is from RefSeq and is a predicted model, not a curated record. The coding region runs from base 1 to 2022 and encodes 673 amino acids. Gene Ontology annotation, biological process: protein N-linked glycosylation. Gene Ontology annotation, molecular function: alpha-1,6-mannosyltransferase activity. The transcript is spliced from 4 exons. NCBI's taxonomy places the organism in Eukaryota, Fungi, Ascomycota, Pichiomycetes, Pichiales, Pichiaceae.
AUGAUGCUUCAGAGUCUUUGGGGAUCUGGAACCAAGUCGAGAGAUCUAUCUGCUAUAGAGGCCAAGAUUAACACGGAGGUGAAUAUGAACUUUUUAAAGUUUGGCCACGAAUUGCGCGCUUUUAACCGCCCACCCGAACACACGGCCACCAUACGGGAGAAGCUAGCCUUCUAUUUCCCGUACGAGCCCGAAAAACCCGUCCCUGACACGAUCUGGCAGACGUGGAAGGUGGAUCUGGACGACGACAAGUUCCCGGCCAAAUACAAGCGGUUCCAAUCGUCUUGGGUGAUCAAGAAUCCAGAUUACCAUUACCAUUUGAUUCCAGACAACGUGAUUGACCAGUUUGUCGAGCAGAUGUACGCAAAUGUGCCUGAGGUGGUGAGAGCGUAUCAUCUGCUCCCGAAAAACAUCAUGAAAGCAGACUUUUUCCGGUACCUGGUGAUCCACGCUCGCGGCGGUACAUACUCGGACAUGGACACGAUCUGUUUGAAGCCCAUCAAGGACUGGGCCACGUUUAGUAAGGAAAUUAUCUACGUUGCAAAUUUCCGGGAGUUUCAGAAAAAGAUGCCUAUGCCUGUUGUUGACCCGGAGUCGCGCACCACGCCUGUGGGGCUGACCAUUGGUAUCGAGGCAGAUCCAGACAGACCCGACUGGCAUGAGUGGUUUGCAAGACGGGUGCAGUUUUGUCAAUGGACUAUUCAGGGGAAGCCAGGACACCCGCUGCUACGGGAGCUGAUUAUACGGAUAGUGGAGGAGACGUUCCGCAAGGAGGCGCUUGGGACGCUGAAGAAAGUUGAGGGCAAAGAUUCGGGACAGGACGUGAUGCAAUGGACAGGACCUGGCAUCUUUACCGACAACUUCUUCGACUAUGUGAACAACGUCGAGAGUGACGGCAAGCUAGGCGACGGGUACGGCGUCGGGUCAUCGUACUGGGUGCGCCACGAGAAUCCGACAGCCAGUUGGUCGACUGUGACAACCUUUUUGGAAAACUGGGAUAAAAUCUGCUAUAUCUUUGGCAACCUGUCAGGGAUCAAUGAGAGUCAUUCAGAGAUAGGAGAUGAUCCAAAGCUGAAGAGAUUCCUAGACCAAAAGGAUAAGUACACACUGGAUGAACAUCAAAGAUGGGUGAUCAAAUCAUUACUUGAGUUCAAACCAAUGAUCGAAGAAUUUUUAGGAUUUAACUUCAUUGUGCAAAAGUUCACUGAAUGGAUGAAGAUCUUUGAAACUGAGGGAAAGAACACCAUUUUUUCUUAUGCGAGAACAUACAUGAAGGUUCUCAAGCUGUACCGAGCAAUCUCAGAUAUUUUACAUGACGGAUCUGAGAUGAACGAUCGUUUUGACCUAUCACAAGAGCUCUUCUUCUGGCCAGAUAAUAACGAUGCUGACACAGUUGAGUUCAAGACAAAUCCCAAAAGUCUUGAUUCCAAGUUUCUCGAGGCAAUAGCUUCAUCUUAUCCAAAGUUUUCCCAGUAUUUCAAUUUAGCGUUCGCCGAAGAAUUAAUGAUAGUUGGGUCAUUACUGGAUCUAAGCGAUCGCAAUGUGAAACUGUUUGCUACAAUCAAUUGGGAUUCCGAGGAUGCACCUGCAAAAGCUCUUACCAGAAAAUCUUUCGAAGAAAUGGAGAAGACAGAGGAUUUGUUGCUGAGGGCAGAAGUUAUAUACUUCAGGGACGAAGGAGUCAGCAAACAAUUUGAUAUCGAAUCUUUUAAGUUUUGGAGCUCAGAUAUGUCUAUGGAAUUCCCAAGACUUCGGAGUAUAUUUACAGUGGUGAACAGUGUUCCCAUAUCCAAUUCUUCAUUGGAGAGCUCAUCCAUUUUUGCUAAAAGAGUUCGAGGAUUGCGCAGAGCCAACACAGAUCCCAAGAAACUUUCUCAACUAAUCAGUCUGCCUUCUUUUUUCAGAAAGAUACCAGAAGUGAAGGACGUCUUUCCAGGGAUUGAUGAUACUCCAGAAAAGAGUGAUAUCAAUGACUCUUCAAACGAAUCUUGUUCAAGCGAGGACGAAGCGGAAAUGGUCUUCUAG